GGAUUCCAGAACUCUUAAGUCAUAAAGACUGCCGAAAGAUAGGGAAAGCAUUCAUGGAUGCAUUCCUUUCCAAGGACCCUUGUAGCAGUACAGAACGAGACUACCAACCGCUGCUGGAGCUGACAAAUCAAACUGUACCUUGCAACAAGACCCUCUUUUGGAGCAAAUCAAGUGAGCUGGCGCAUCAGUACACAACUGUCCAGCAGGAGAUGUUCACGCUGGAGAACACACUCCUGGGUUACAUAGCCGAUGGUCUCAACUGGUGUGGAGAUGCGGAUUCUUCUGAAAUAAACUAUGGCUCUUGUCCAAAGAUGGGGAAACAAUGCAACGACACAGUUUUUGUAUUCUGGAACACCGUGUCUCAAAGGUUUGCAGAAAAUGCCUGCGGUGUGGUCCAGGUGGUGCUCAAUGGGUCCAUCAGUAAUACCUUUAAUAAAAACAGCACUUUUGGACGUGUGGAAAUCUAUAAUUUGCGACCAGAGAAGGUUCCUACACUGCAAGCCUGGGUGAUGCAUGACAUUGGAGAUCGCAGUGUCGCAUGCUCAAGUUCCUCCAUCAAUGAUCUGAAAUUGAUUUUAAGCAACAGGAAUAUUAAAUUUACCUGCCACGAUAACUACAGGCCUAUAAAGUUUCUUCAGUGUGUGAAAAAUCCCGAGCAUUCAUCGUGCAGAUCUUUAAUAUGAGCCAAUAUAAAAGUUUCAGAGCUUGGAGCCCUUCUGAUAUACAUCACUGUGCCUGACUCAGGAGACACGCUGGUGGAAAGCCUACAUCCUGACAUCCUUCUCCUCUGUCAUCAUGUCAACACUGGAGAUGGAAUUCUUUCCCCCCAAAGUCUUAAAAUAACUUAUGUUAUUUACAUAGUUGUUAUUUUCAACUCCUAAUAUUUAAGAAAAAAUUACUACAUAAAAUUAAAGAGAAAAUUUUAUAUUAAAUUAUUUCAUUUUAAUUUUCAUGUGAUGCUUUUAUCUAGUUUAUAUGUUGGUAACAUUCUUUCGAAGAAUGACCACACCAAAAUCUCUUGUUUAACAGGCAAGAAAGGUAAAGAAAGGUAGAUGUCCAAACUUUUCAGAAAACAUUACAUUUGCAAAUGAAUGACAUUGUCUCAGGAUAUAUUUUUGAACCUUUCCUACAGAUAAACAAUAAUGCCAUGGUUAUGGGUCAUGUUGGGGAAAAUAUUCUGUAGGAUACAAACUACCCAUAUAAUGGAUACUUUACCUCUAAGAACCUUUCUAACAACUCUAUGAUGUUGAUAUUUUUAUCUCUCAUUUGUUAGAUGAGAAAGUGGAAGUUCAGAGAGGUUAUAUAAUUCGCCUAAGGUCAUACAUUUAGUUCAAGGUAGAGGCUGAAUUUGAACUCAGCUCUGUCUGACUCCAAAGUAUAUGUGCUCUCUCUGUCUAGGCCUGUAAUACCAAA
This is a messenger RNA of Rhinolophus ferrumequinum (greater horseshoe bat), 1413 nucleotides long. Its product is annotated as ADP-ribosyl cyclase/cyclic ADP-ribose hydrolase 1. Lineage: Eukaryota; Metazoa; Chordata; Mammalia; Chiroptera; Rhinolophidae. Bases 54 to 683 code for a protein of 209 amino acids. Gene Ontology annotation, molecular function: NAD+ nucleosidase activity; phosphorus-oxygen lyase activity. The transcript is spliced from 8 exons. The record is from RefSeq and is a predicted model, not a curated record. Gene Ontology annotation, cellular component: plasma membrane. Gene Ontology annotation, biological process: positive regulation of B cell proliferation.